Messenger RNA from Cavenderia fasciculata, 1437 nucleotides. RefSeq names its product heat shock protein DnaJ family protein. The coding region runs from base 1 to 1437 and encodes 478 amino acids. Lineage: Eukaryota; Evosea; Eumycetozoa; Acytosteliales; Cavenderiaceae. Gene Ontology annotation, biological process: response to heat; protein refolding. The transcript has 2 exons. Gene Ontology annotation, cellular component: cytoplasm. Gene Ontology annotation, molecular function: ATP binding; heat shock protein binding. The record is from RefSeq and is a predicted model, not a curated record.
AUGAAUAAAGUAAUUGUUGGUGGAGCAACAAACCUAUAUCAAAAGAAAUUGGUAUCAGCAGUAUUCACUGUGACAGCACCAACUCUUAGAUCAUACACCACCGCCACCACAAAGAAAUCAAAUAAUCAACAACAACAACAACAACAACAACAAACUAUUAAAUGUACCAAAUGUAAAGCACACAAUCAUCAUCAUCAUCAAUCAUCAUCCAACUAUUUAUUCAACAACAACAACAACAACAAUGAAAAUAACAAAAGAUUCUUUAGAUCAACAUCACCACAACUUGAAGAGAAGAGAGAUCUCUAUGAGGUAUUAGAUGUACCUAAAAGCGCAACUAAACAAGAUAUUAAAAAAGCUUUCUAUGCUUUGGCAAAGAAAUAUCAUCCAGAUACAAAUCAAGGAGAUCCAAAUGCACACAAGAGAUUCUCAGAGAUUACCAAUGCAUAUGAUGUAUUGUCAGAUGAAAACAAGAGAGCAAUGUACGAUGCUCAAGGACAUCAAGGUGCUACGGCCGAUUAUGGUGAUUUCAAUCCAAACAGUCAUCAAAACAUGGAAGAGAUGUUUCAAAACUUUGAUUUGGGCGAUCUUUUUGGACAAGGGUUUGGCGGACAAGCCGGUGGAAAGGUGAAUGGUUCGGACAUUCAGAUCAAGCUGCACUUGGAUUUCAUGGACGCUGUCAAUGGGUGCAACAAGGACGUGUCGUUCCACGGCGCAUCGUCGUGCUCGACUUGUGACGGCUCGGGUGCCAAGCCGGGUACCAAGGCCACCAACUGUAAGCCAUGUCACGGUACAGGUACUACCACCAAGUCGAACGGCUUUUUCGCCUUUCAAUCGACAUGUAAGACCUGCAAGGGCACGGGUAAACAAAUCAAAGAUCCGUGUGGAACAUGUCGUGGAAAGGGUAGCACCCAAGGUACGCGUACACUCAACAUCAAGAUCCCACAGGGUGUCAAUAAUGGCAUGAACAUCAAACUCACAGGCCAAGGAGAGCCAGGUGAGCGUGGUGGUCGCAAGGGUAACCUCUAUGUCAACGUGUCGGUUGGACAACACGAGCUCUUUAGACGUGAGGGCAACGAUAUUCACUUGGACGUUCCCAUCACCUUGGCACAAGCUAUUCUCGGCUCAACCGUCACCAUCCCAACUCUUUCAGGUGAGGUCGAUUUGAAAGUGACACCAGGCACGCAGCCAGGUGAAAAGCGUGUUCUCAGAAACAAGGGUGUUCGUUCAGUCAACGAUGCAUCCUAUGGCAACCAAUACGUACACUUUGUCGUCACCAUUCCAAAGAAUGUCAACGACAAACAAAAACAACUGAUCCAAGAAUUUGAUCAAGAAGAGAAAAACAGAAAUGGUCCUCUCGAUAGUCUUACUCAUCCAAUUCUAUCUAUUUGGAACAGCGCUAUGAAGAGAUGGAGGGAAUACUCAAAAGGCCAAAAAUAG